Suillus bovinus is the source of this 1290-nucleotide messenger RNA. RefSeq lists its product as uncharacterized. NCBI's taxonomy places the organism in Eukaryota, Fungi, Basidiomycota, Agaricomycetes, Boletales, Suillaceae. The record is from RefSeq and is a predicted model, not a curated record. The transcript is spliced from 4 exons. Bases 1 to 1290 code for a protein of 429 amino acids.
AUGGUUAUCAAAAAGCAAACCAGCUUGCUGUAUAACUCAGCAUCCGAUGACGUCAAACAACAGGUAGCGAUGUUCAUUGAAGAAGCAAAGCAAAAGAAGAAGACAGAGUUGGAGGAGACAAAGGGCGCAGAGGUGGUUGACCAUCAAGUAUAUAUUGAUAGACUCCCUGUCCUUAUGGGUGGCCCAACACCAGCCAUGGGAGGGAAGAUUGUCGUCCAGAGUUUUCAUGUUGGUGCGACUGAAGUUGGAAAUCAGUUCGACCAAGUAUAUCCUGAGUUUGACUCAGGGAUCAUGCGGCCAUGGAAAGAGUUCACCAAGUGCAUGUUUCAUAAGUCCGAGUCUGACCUGUGCGCGGUUGCAGCAGUAAAGGAGCAAGGAAGUGUUUAUAGUGCAAGUCAACAUUCGACACUAGAGCCUGAGUUAUUGAAAGACGUCGACAGCACCUAUGAUGUAUCAGAGAUGGUAGAAAAAUUCCCACGUGAUAUCUUAAUGGUGUCCUCCACAUCAUUUCCUCAUGAAUCCAAACCGCUCGGAUCCUCGUCUUCUCAGUCUCCAUUAUCAACAAUGCCCCCAUUAUGUCCUUUGCAUUCAGCUUCUCAGAUGCACUUGGAUUCUGAUGCUGUCUCUUCGAUGCACUUGGGCUCCAAUGUUAUCUCUUUGAUGCUGGCUGCAGAAGGAUUCUAUGAGUUCUUGAGUAUGUACGGGACUCGGGAAAUUCCACAAAUACAAUCACCACUGCCUCCCACACAUGGGCCCAUACUGCCUUCUACCUCUCUUAUGCCAAAGCCGCUUAGUAUCUCUGAGGUCGCCUCAUCAGCAAAUAAUAACAUCACACCACAGCAGGCUUCACCUUUGCCUGUCUGUCAGGUCAAUACACCUUCUCAGUCUGAUAUACAAGGUAGGCAGUCAUCCAGCAUGAUUACUGAUCUUAUCACGAAGGAUGCCAUGGUUCCUGUUGAGUCCCAUUCACAAACUCCCUCCAUUCCUGUCAAGUCACAUCCACGGGCUCCUUCCAAGUCUACCUCCAUGGAGCCUUCCCUCAUGUCCACAGAUACAGAGCCUGCACCUGUGUCCACCUCAGUAGAGCCUUCCCCCAUGUCCACAUCCAUAGAGCCUGCACCUGUGUCUAGCUCCACCUUGGCAGAGCCUACACCCUCCAGUAAGGUGACCGUGUCACUGAUUGUCAGUCCCACCUCGGCAGAGUCUGCACCUGUGUCCAGCUCCACCUCGGCAGAGCCUAUACCCUCCAGCAAGGUAACCGUAUCACUGAUUGUCAGUCAUGGCAAAUGA